Molecule: messenger RNA, 3226 nt
Organism: Mya arenaria
Lineage: Eukaryota; Metazoa; Mollusca; Bivalvia; Myida; Myidae
Product: glycine-N-acyltransferase-like protein 3
Exons: 5
Coding region: 882-1961 (359 amino acids)
Cellular component (GO): mitochondrion
Molecular function (GO): glycine N-acyltransferase activity
Source: RefSeq, a predicted model, not a curated record
UGGCGGCCUAUUUUGUAGUAUUUAGGUGGUAUUGUAUAGUAAACCUUGCCUGUAUAUAAACCGAUCAUGGGACAACUGAUAGUAUUGAUGACUUGAAAUAUUGAUCAAUUUGUAAUUAUUACAAGUAAAGUUUUUUCAUUAUAUGGACUAAACAUUGAAUGGGAAAACAAGCGAAUAAGUGUACUUUUGAUUGGCUGGCAGUCAGUGGUUUUGCAUUUCUUGUAUGUCAGCAUUUACAAGACUAAAUUCGGUUAUCGGAGUAAUAUUGCAGUGCAGCCGGUUUUUUGCGGAACUUUGUUGUUUACACGAUAUCAAUGUCAGUGUGUCACGUGCACAUUGUACAAGCUGUAAAAUUGUUUCAUAUAUAUUAAUUACAUUGAGAACAAACAGUCACAUUUUGAAUGGAGUUUAACUUGAAUUGUUCAAUAGUCUAUCUGAUCAUGGAUAUACAUGUACAUGUCGGUUAUCAGUGAGUGUGAAGAUCGAACUGUAUAUAACAGUUUCCAAUACAGUGUCGCGCGCGUUCUUAAACUGUCAGCCAGGAAGAGCUUUACAUUUGAAUAAAUACUUGACGAGAAGUGACAUUGAAAAGCAGUUUAUUCUCACGACAUUCUGGAGUUACCACAUAUAUUUAAAUUACAAUCGUUAUCUCAUUCAACUGCUUCCGCAUUCGUUACAGCAUACACACGUGGAUUCUGUCAUAUUUUGUACGCAUCAACUUGUGGUUUCACUCGGUGCAGACACAUCAGUGAUUUAAACACCAGCAUUGUUUGACUCAGUGAUCAGUUGUGUUUUAUCCGUCAAGGUGACAACCGGAGCCCAGCAACGAUUUAUCGCGAUACCUUCGACCUCAGUUGGGACUUUCCUAGCGAGGGGCUGGAAUGAUCUACAAGGUUCUGUCACACGAUGAGGUCGAGGAGCUGAACAACGAGUUGAGGAGUCGCCUUCCCGGCACCGCCAAGAUCUUCUACGUGAUCCGGAGCUGGCUGGCUGGACUGCUACCAGGGAAGGAGGUGAUUGUGGAUGCGUGGCCCGAGUGGACCUCCAUAGUUCUCCGGACAGCCGACGCAAACAAGGUGCAGCCAUUCUUCCGCCACACGUACAUGUGCCACGCGCGGUCAGCCUCGGCCCUCAAGUACUUCCUGCAGCGACCGGAUGUCGUCGACUGGCGAAAACCAGCCACGUUCACAGGUGUUCCACGUGACGUCGCUCCGGUGAUUUCGACCAUGACUGUGAAGCACCGGGGACGAGUUACCUCCCUGGAACCUCGCUUCAUGUACGCUUGGACCAAGACAGAGUUACCGGCCAUACCAGAGAUUCCGGAAGGUCUGUACCUUGGUAAGCUGCGAGUGGAGGACGCGACAGUACUUCGACGAGACUGGGAAGGCCACCGGUACCGCGAGGACAUGGAGGGCUACUUCCGGACCGUCAUCGAAAGUUUUGACAGCAGCUGUCUCCGGGACGCUUCAGGGGAGCUUCAGGCGUACGCCUGCAUGCAAUUCAAUGGCUCCAUAGCCAUGUUGUACGUAAAGCCGGAUCACAGGGACGAGGAUUACUUCAAAAUCGUCCUUUCCGACCUUGCACGCAAACGCCUUGAGAACGGCGAGGUGGCGUACGGCUUCAUUCCGACAAACGACUCUGAUCUGGUGGACCAGAUGCGGUCUAUUGAUUUUGUGUGGGUUCCGCGGGGGGACAUGGUUUGGAUGCAUUUCGAGCCACUCCAGGUCAAUAGAACAAACGAUGCGUCGAUGAUGACGUCUACUGCUCAAAAUGGGAAUGAAUCAGUCUCCUUUGACUGCGUCUGUUCCGACCAUGCCAAGCGCUCAACCCAGAAAUCUUUUAGCCACUGUCGACAGGAACACGACGGAAGUUUUCUUCCGACGGCGCAGGCGUCUUCGGAGAACAUCGGUAAUUUGAAAGAUUCGCACUUGACGUUAGUCUCCGUCUCGCCGACGUCAUGAUGUCGAUACGUUACGGGAGGUGUAUACGCGAUUAUGGUACUAACACGGAACAAACCAAUGUACAGGCACCCUGUAUAUGAUUUUGAAUUGUCAUGCAAUGUUCAUUCAUAUCAUGCAGGUUUCUUACUUCGCUUAAUGUACAUGUCCACUGUAUCGAUGGUUAUGCUGGGCUAGAUUAGUUCGCCACACGUUUAGUUUGUAAGUAAAGACAAAAUGGACAAAAACUACUUGCCACAGAUUGUUCAACUUUACCGCAGUAUCUUUCAGACGCCAUGUAAAACAUUCAUGUUAUGAGAUAAAUGGCAAACAUUGCGCUUUAGCUCGUCUGAAAGUCAGGCUUUUAUCAUAGCCUUGGUGUCGUCAUCGGCGGUAUCAUGUAAAAUCCUUCAACGUCAGCCUUAACUCAAAUCCGGUUUGUUAUAUCCGAAUAAAGGACUAUAUACAAACGUGUGUGUAACAAAGCCCAUAACAAUGGCUUCAAUAAUUGUUCGGGGAUUCCCCUUAAUCGACCCCCCCCCCCCAAAAAAAAAAACGGACUGGCGUAGUCAAGCGCUUCAUGUACUCUUGUUUUCAUGCGUUGUAUGAUCGGCUCGAAUAUAUUUUGUUUCCGAUUUGUUAAUGUAUACUUACCAUAAUUUUGUGUUAUUUUUUUCAGAAGGCCUUUUUUUCUGUUUUGUCUUUUGAUAAUUAACAUUAUUUCUGCCUAAAUACAUGUAUAAUGGCAGAGAGGCCAUUUUACCAACGAUCGUAAAUACAUGUACAAUCGAAACUAGUUGGCUCGAUCUCGCUUGGCUCGAAUUCCUCUUUGGUUCGAUAUUGAACCGUUUUCUAUAUACUGAAGGUAAGCGUUUCGCUUGGCUCGAGUUUUUCGAGGCUCGAUAUAUUUUCGCCGGUCCCUGAGAAUUCGAGCAAAAGGGGUUCGACUGUAUGACAGCGAGGCUUACCAGCGAUAGUACGACGGAAUAUAAGACUCGGAAAAUCCGCUUAAUAUCACAACAGAAUAAUAAUUGUAACCUAACAAAUCUGGUGAACAUUGCGAGUCUAACUAUGUAUUUCAAAAUAUGUCUCAUUACGACGAUGAAUAAACUUUUUUGAAAAUUCAAACGUACGACAUGAUCGUUGAUAAAAAACCCCCUCUAGAGGUCGCUUAACUCGACACGUUAAUUUACACGAGCGUUGUUGCCUGUGUGUGUGUUGUUUCUUCAACAACAUUAUGUACAUGCACUGUUAUUUAUUACAAAUAAAUCGAUAAAUCGUUGAUCAAA